AUGGUUGAGAUUCUCAAACGGGCUUGCGCCUCUCUCAAGGGCCCGGCGACACCUCCUACUAAUAUCAUACUACCCAAGGGCCAUCGCCGGCAGCCCCAAAAUCGGCCUCUCCCAGUUCCUAUUUGUUUUGACCAUAACCAGCCCUUCUCCAUGAGAGAUAACGUCACCAUUCGAGCCGACAUCUAUCGACCCAUAGAUUCCGGCCCGGUUCCCGCUAUCAUCAUGUGGAGUCCUUACGGCAAAUCGGGCUCGGGUAAUAUAAACCUGGCAUCGUUCCCGUUCCGCUGCGGCAUCCCGGAAUCUUCGCUUUCAGGAUACGAGUCAUUCGAAGGACUGGACCCGGCCGAGUGGGUGGGCCGAGGAUAUGCCAUUGUCAACGCCGAUGCGCGCGGUUCGGGCGACUCCGAGGGCGACAUCCGUUGGUGGGGCCGGGGAGAGGGUGCGGACGGUCAUGACCUGGUAGAGGCCAUCGCCUCCCAGCCAUGGUGCUCAGGCCGCGUGGCCUUUGCGGGCAACUCGUGGCUCGCCAUCGCCCAGUGGUUCAUUGCUAGCCAGCGGCCGCCUCACCUGACCUGCAUCGCGCCCCUCGAGGGUACAUCUGAUAUGUACCAGGAGCAGCUGUGUCGAGGUGGAAUCCCUGAUGUUGGUUUCGCCGGGCUCAUUGCUCAAAUGAUACCUGGUCGGCAGCAGCAGGAGGACGUGGUAGCCAUGCUCGGCAAACACCCCGACUACAACAACGAGUACUGGCAGGACAAACGCGCCGAGCUCGGCCUUAUUCAGGUCCCGGCAUACAUCGGCGCGAGCUACUCUACCAACCUCCACACGCUAGGUUCCUUUCGAGGGUUUGAAGAGAUUCCCCACGAGAAAAAAUGGUUGGUGGUACAUGACACGCAAGAGUGGUACGACCUCUACAGCCGAGAGCGCACCGAGGACCUCGCGCGUUUCUUCGACUUCUACAUGAAGGACGCCAAGAACGGAUGGGAAGAGACUCCGGCCGUCCGCCUCUCGCUCCUGGGCUUCAACGUUCCCAACGAGACCCAGUCGCUGCCGCAUCUACCCUGGCGGGCGCCAGGCGCGGAAAGGGUCAAGCUCUACCUAAACCCCGACCAGACCCUCGGACCGACGGCGCCGCCGCGGAGCUCCGAACCAGCCGUCCUCGACUACCAGGCGGACGCGCCCACCCGACAGACGGGCGACGACGCGGGCGAGCUGGCCUUCACGUACACGUUUCCCAGCCGGACCAUCCUGGCGGGGCCGAGCACGCUGGUCGUGCACGUGGCGUCGGAGCAGCAGGACGACCUGGACGUGUGGGCGCAGCUGCGCAAGGCCUCGGCCGACGGCGCCCUGCUGCAGAGCCUCAACGUGCCGCUGGGGGAGCUGGACGGCGUGUCGUCGCCCGCAGAAGUGCCUGACGUGUGCACGCUCAAGCAUCUCGGCCCGAUAGGGAUGCGGCGCGUGUCGACGGCGGGGGCCGGGCCUGCCAGGCCCGGCGACGUGGUCAGGCUCGAGGUGCCCAUAGAGCAGGGCGGUAUGGUCUUUGAGGCGGGCGAGAAGCUCGUCCUCAAGCUGGCGGGACAUGACAUGCGGCUCGUCGACCUGCUGGUGCUGCAGGGUUCGUUCAAGACGACGAAUUGCGGGAAGCAUUUUGUUCAUUUCCAGGCAGACAGGCCUAACUAUCUUGAGGCGGCCUGGCGGAACGGUACAGUCGGUCCAAAGGGUCAGGGCACUCUGGGCAAGUCAGGUCAGGGUCCAUGUGACCACAAUCUUGCCGGGCCCCAAACCGGCGCGCCCACAGAAAACUACCCCGCCCCAACGAACCACCCGACAAACCACAGCUCCAGUCCGUCGGGUGUCAUGGACCCAACGAGCUACAGCUCCCACAGCAGAGCUCCGGCCGAGGCCGCACGCGCAGAAUUAUGUUUUACCGAGGGCGGAGCUCAAGUUUAUGGGACUGGAGCCCAUCCUCAUCCCACCAGGGAAACCUUGUCCCUGAGCAGCAGCAACCCCAGCCUCGGCAAAAGCGACGACGCCGUUCGUAGUAAUGCCAGCGCCGACGGCUCCGGUCAGAACAACAUUGCACAUCAUCUAGAACCAUACGCCAUCACCGAUGAAAUAGAGGCCCCCAAUGGCGCAGCAAUGUCUCCCUCAGCCACAGCUCCCCCGACGACGACUACUCUCCCCCCGCUCCAGAUGACGAGGCCCCGCACCGCGACCUCAACGGCCGAGAUCGACAGCACCAUCAGCAGGCCCGGCGCCGUGCGCAUCAACGUGAAGGGAGCAUUUAUUGUGGACGGCUCACAAACCCCGGCCACUCCGUCCGGGAAUUGCAAUGGCAAUGGCUUGUUGACUGGGCGCAGUUCGCCCGACCACCACCAGACCCAAGAUAUUCGACUCCCGAACCACACGGCCGUCGUGAGCCAUGUCGCCAUUGACAUUGGUGGCUCCCUCGCCAAACUAGUCUACUUCUCGCGCGAAGCCGAUUCCACGGAUCCUGGCGGCCGCUUGAACUUUACCAGCUUCGAGACGGACAAAAUUGAGGAGUGCUUCUCCUUCAUGCGCCGGCUGCGUGACGAGCAACAGCCCCUCAACGGCUCCGUCCCGAACAAACUAUGCGUCAUGGCGACCGGUGGCGGCGCCUACAAGUACUACGACCGUAUCCGCGAGGCGCUGGGGGGCGAGAUUGACGUGCUGCGUGAGGAUGAGAUGGAGUGUCUAAUAAUCGGUUUGGAUUUCUUCAUCCACGAGAUCCCGAGGGAGGUCUUUACGUACUCGGAGACCGAUCCCAUGCACUUUGCGACACCUGGGUGCGACGACGACGGGAGGGAGAUAUACCCGUACCUGCUGGUCAACAUCGGAUCUGGAGUUUCGUUUCUGAAGGUCGAGGGUCCCAGGAAGUACCAACGUGUCGGUGGCACUUCCCUGGGCGGUGGUACCCUGUGGGGUAUAUUGUCGCUGCUGACGGGCGCUAGGUCCUUUGAUGAGAUGCUGGAUCUUGCUUCCAAGGGAGACAACUCUCGUGUGGACAUGCUAGUGGGCGACAUUUACGGGACCGACUAUGGCAAGAUUGGGCUCAAGAGCUCCACCAUCGCUUCGUCCUUUGGCAAGGUCUUUCGCAUGAAGCGGCAGGCCGAGUCGGCAGCGGAGGACUGCGGACCGGGGUCUUCGGAGGUGGGUUUUGGACAGGGCGAGGACUUCGCCAACGGAGCCGGGGAUGCAACCGAGGACGAUGGCGGCUUCUCGGCGGCCGACAUGUCGCGGUCGCUGCUCUACGCCAUCAGCAACAACAUCGGACAAAUCGCCUAUCUCCAGUCGCAGAUCCACAAGCUGUCGGCCAUAUACUUUGGCGGAUCCUUCAUCAGGGGUCACCCGCAAACCAUGAACACGCUCAGCUACGCCAUCAAGUUCUGGAGCAAAGGAGCGUCGCAGGCUUAUUUCCUCAGGCACGAGGGGUACCUGGGGGCCGUUGGGGCCUUCCUGAAGAGGCAGCCACGUAACUGGGGCAGGAGGGGUAGCUUCGAGGAGAGCGCCACGAGGAGGAUGAGGGAAAGGGGCACCAGUUGCGCUAGGGAAGAUGAGGACCAGAGGCCGGUCGAGCCGGUUAUGCCAAGUGGCGCGACCGAGUGAGCAAAUCGAGACGCUCGGGGCAGAAGGUGGCAUCGAACACUGCCACCGGUCUCUGGUGCGGCUGUUGGGUCCGGCCGGUUUGAGUUGAAGCUGGCGGGUCUGCUAGUCUACUUGUGGUGUUUGUUUCCUAGUUUCUGAUGCGGGUUACGAUUAUGGGAUCCACAUAAAAGACGGUCUUCCUGUGCAGAGCACGUGUGCAAACUGGGAGCAUCUCAGGACUAAGCCACGUUACGGCUAGUUCAUUAAACCUAACGGUCAAGAGGGGACUCUCUGCAAGGCUAUUUGCUCGCAAGGGGCUUCAGCUGCCAAUAGAGGCAAACAACUGGGGACGUGACGAGAUGGGUUUGAGGGGAGACGCGCGUGAACAAUGAAGAGAGCCAUCGACUAGCGUGGGAGAUUCCCCGGAUAUCCGAACGACCGUUUUCUCUGUUCAGCUCCCCUCCAGUUGGGCACUGUCACAUCACGUAGCAUUUAGCAACAGCGGAAUAUUUUUUUGGCGGG
Pyricularia grisea is the source of this 4125-nucleotide messenger RNA. RefSeq lists its product as uncharacterized. Gene Ontology annotation, cellular component: cytosol; nucleus. The transcript is spliced from 7 exons. Lineage: Eukaryota; Fungi; Ascomycota; Sordariomycetes; Magnaporthales; Pyriculariaceae. The coding region runs from base 1 to 3624 and encodes 1207 amino acids. The record is from RefSeq and is a predicted model, not a curated record. Gene Ontology annotation, biological process: coenzyme A biosynthetic process. Gene Ontology annotation, molecular function: ATP binding; pantothenate kinase activity; dipeptidyl-peptidase activity.